AUGUCGCAGGUGAUACUAGCGGAGGGGUGGCAUGAUUUAGAUAACAAAGACUAUGACUGUUGGCCCCUGGAAAAACCAGAUGAGUAUAACAUGCUGGACUGUGGAGGCCUGGAGAUGGCAUGGGUGCAAAGGCCUCCAGAAAAGGCUGUGAGUGGAGAAUUCUUCAAUGUGACCUAUGCAGUCUUUGCUUCAGACAGCUUUUAUCAAUAUGCAGUGCAAAAUGGAAUCCUUUCUCACAGUUUCUCUUUCUGCUGCUUGGCUAGCAAUGCUACUGCUGCGAAGGAGUUCUGUGAGGAGCAUGAAUGCCCUGCCAGCUGGAAAGAUGCAAAUGGGGAAAACUGCUGUGUCUACCACGCCAACAUUCAUUCCUGUCCUUUGGCCUUCAUGGGUAGAGGAGGAAUAUGUGGUCCAUGGAUCCCAGAUGAUGGCCAGAUAUUUACUCACACUUUGUCUACAGCUGGCAAAAUGAGCCAAAGAAACUGGACUGCCAAGGUUGUUUUAGUUCAUGUGGGUGUGACUUCUCUCAUCGCACACGUCAGAGUUGGGAGAAUGCAAGUUGCUCUGGAAGCAAAAACCACAGUCCUUCCUGCAGUAGUCUGUGGAGAUGGCUUUUGUGAGGAAGAAGAAGGCUGCUCUAUCUGUCCAGCAGAUUGUGGGGAAUGCCCACUGUCUGCCGAUGCUAGGAUAGCAAUUGCCUUACCAAUAUGUUUAGUCUGCACUGGCUUCAUUUUGACAGUAAUGUGGUUUCAAUAUCAGAAACAAAAGAUGUUUUGGGAUGAAAGCUGGAUUAUAGACUUCACCUGCAUCAAACAAGAUCACGUAGUACGGACAGCAACAGGAAGCACGAUGAGUGCUCCUCCAGCACACAGUGACUCCGAUGCCAGCUGUAUCACUGCUCUGAGCUCCUGCACAGCAGCUGCUAAUGUGUCCAGGAAACAGUACUUCACCCAGACUGGGAGAUAUGAUGGUAGAACAGUGGCCAUAAAGAAAAUAACAAAGAAGGCAUUCUCGCUGUCCAAAUCCAUACGUAAAGAAGUAAAGCAAGUGAGGGAACUUGACCAUCCCAAUCUCUGCAAAUUCAUUGGAGGUUGCAUAGAAGUGCCAAAUGUUGCCAUUGUGACAGAGUACUGCCCCAAAGGCAGCCUGAGUGAUGUUCUACUCAAUGAAGACAUUCCUUUGAACUGGGGCUUCAGGUUUUCUUUUGCUACUGAUAUUGCACAAGGAAUGGCCUAUCUUCACCACCACAAAAUGUAUCAUGGACGGUUGAAGUCUAGUAACUGUGUGAUAGAUGACCGAUGGGUUUGUAAAAUUGCAGAUUAUGGUUUGCAGUCAUACAGAAAAGAAGAUUCUCCUGAGGGGUCAAGCUCCUACCGGCAGCAUUUGAUACAGAUUUACACAGCUCCUGAAAUACAUUCCCUUUCAGACUUUGAACCCAAUUCCAUGACAGACAUCUACAGUUAUGCCAUCAUUCUACUAGAAAUUGCCACAAGAAGUGACCCUAUGCCAAAAGAUGAUGCGCAUUCAGCUGAAUAUUCUUGGUGCCCACCUUUGGCAGAAUUAAUUUCAGGAACGGCUGAGAAUUCUUGCCCAUGUCCCACAGACUACGUAGAGUUAAUCAGAAGGUGCAGAAAAAAUAAUCCAGCCCAAAGGCCUACAUUUGAACAAGUCAAGAAAAUGUUGUACAAGAUGAAUCCUAAUAAAGUUAGCCCUGUUGACAUGAUGAUGACUCUGAUGGAGAAAUACAGCAAACAUCUGGAGAUAUUGGUUUCUGAGAGAACCCAGGAUUUAAUGCACGAAAAACAGAAGACUGAUCGUCUGUUAUAUAGUAUGUUGCCGAAGCAAGUAGCAGAUGAUCUCAGGCAGGGAAAACAUGCACAAGCACAAAGUUACUUAAGUGCCACCAUCUUUUUCAGCGACAUUGUUGGCUUCACUCAGCUGUCCAGCAGCAGCACACCUUACCAAGUGGUAGAUCUCUUGAACAAGCUUUAUACCACUUUUGAUGAAAUCAUAGAUAACUAUGAUGUCUAUAAGGUGGAGACAAUAGGAGAUGCCUAUAUGGUGGUGUCGGGAGUACCCAAAGAGAAUGGGAUUCUUCAUGCCGGUGAGAUCGCAAGCAUGGCUUUAGACCUUCUGGACAUCUGCAAGACUUUUAAGAUCCCACAUAAGCCCAACACGCUCCUAAAGAUAAGAGCAGGAAUCCAUUCAGGAGCAGUUGUAGCUGGAGUGGUUGGGACCAAAAUGCCACGGUAUUGUUUAUUUGGAGAUACUGUGAACACAGCUUCCAGGAUGGAAUCUACCAGUGAAGCUCUUAAAAUACAGUGCAGUUCAAGUGCAUACCAGCUGUUGGAGCAGAUUGGAGAGUAUGUGUUAGUAUGCCGAGGGAAUUUACAAGUCAAGGGGAAAGGAGACAUGGUAACAUACUGGCUUGAAGGUAAGAAAACCUCUGCCACCCAGAAGGCAGUCACCAGCACUUCUGUCACUCUUCAAGACCCCAAAAGAGCUUCAUUUAGUUUGAUACCAGGUGUCCUUCCCAAUGAUCCUCUCUCAAGUCCUCCUUACUAG
Molecule: messenger RNA, 2562 nt
Organism: Haliaeetus leucocephalus (bald eagle)
Lineage: Eukaryota; Metazoa; Chordata; Aves; Accipitriformes; Accipitridae
Product: atrial natriuretic peptide receptor 2-like
Exons: 23
Coding region: 1-2562 (853 amino acids)
Biological process (GO): intracellular signal transduction; receptor guanylyl cyclase signaling pathway; protein phosphorylation
Molecular function (GO): peptide receptor activity; ATP binding; protein kinase activity
Source: RefSeq, a predicted model, not a curated record